AUGGUAAAUUGGCGCGUAUUAGCCCGCUUUAUAAACCACUUCUGAUCCGUCAUUGUAAUUGAACAUGUAAGGUCGUGUAAAGAAUAAAAUAAACAAUUUCGUGAAACAUCCAGAUAGAGAACAGCAACGGGGUUAUUUCCUAUGGAACCCUAGAAAUUGUUAGAUAAAUAUUGAGAUAUGAUACGGACGUACAAACUUUAUGAUUUAUUAUUAGUUAAAUAAAUGAAUAGGGAAUGCCAACAGUGUAUAAUGUGUUUUCAAUUGUGUGCGUAUCUGUGGGUGAGAGGAAAGUGUUGAUAAGGUUGCGUAAUGGAACUAGUGUCAUUCGCCAAAGAAGCGCUCCAGGGUGCUGCGGAGCAUGCAGCUAGCUAUCGUUUGGGACAGACCGUGCUGCGGUACAUGGAUCGGGCGCUAUGGGUCGUUGAGAAGAGCGCCAGAUGGGCUGUGCCGCCUCCGCUGGAUCAAGACGAACGCCCUCAGGCCGAGCUAAUCCGUCCCCUAAACUGGGUUCUUUUUCUGGCGCUGCUGGUCGUGCUGCGAGUUACGAGAGAGUCCAUCUCACUAAUAAACCUCGCUCUUGGGAAACCACCUCUUAGAUCAGCAGACGUUGUGAGCUACAUCCAGAGUAAGCGUCGUUACCUGCGCACCCUUAAGUAUUCCGGCGGGCGCGCUCUCCGCUGUCGGACGUCUCCCGGUGCGCCGCGCUCCUGGGGGGAGAGACUCGUACAGCUGUUACAGAGGACCAUGUGCUAUCGGAGCUGCGGGGAGCCGCAAGGGGACGGAGACGAAGUCAUGGUGGUGAAACGCAGUAAGCGUCUCAGACAGGACCCGAACCCUGUACCGUCUGAGACCAGCAUGGAGAGGCUCAUAGAGAAGAUGAUGGUGGACAUGGAGGACUCGGACGAAUCAUCGAGUUAUACUCUCACAAACGUAACGAGCGCGAGAAGCGACAGAUCCGACUGCACGGAGUCCGAUCAAGACGCACACAAAAACACAAACGCACAAACGGACGAUCAAAACAACGGAAACGUAUCAACGGAACUUCACGGAACUUCACGGAAGAGAGAGCCCCUAGAUGUAACGAUAAGGUCGGGACUUAACGGGAACUCCAAAGAGGCGACCAUAGAUUUCAUUCAGAACGAAACAGGCCCGGAGAUUGUCGUUCAGAAACAUAAGAAAUUUGCCAAUGGACGAGCACAGAAUAAUUCUUUCGCUAAAGAAAGGAAUGCAGACGAAUCUUGGUCGAACAAUGAAAAGUGAAUCAUAUGUUUAUAUUAAUAAGGUAAAGGUGCAGAGGAUUCGUGAAUUAAAAGCACCAACUGUUACCCAUGACAUAGGUUAUAUAAUAUAUAACCGUAUAUAUGACAUAUAAUAUAUAUACACAUAUAUAAUUAAUAUUGGUGCCUGAGACCCAUAUAAGGUUAUUUUAUUAAGUUCAUCUAAGUUUUUUAUCAUUCUCUAUUAAUCACUGAACCGCAAGUGUUUAAUUAAGGACACUUAUUAAAUUAAAUUCAUUAAUAAUUAUAAGGCAGCUUUGUAUUUAGAUUUCUUUUAAACUAUUAUGCAUUUUUAAGUUCCUAAUCAGUUGUACAUUGAUCAGCUUUUGAGACGAUGGCUGUUUUUUUUUUUUUUUAUAAAAUAGCAAAGAUUUUUUUUUUAUCAGCCAAUAAUUUAAUUAAUUUUUUAUUACAUUUUCAUCAUCCGAUUUAAUCUUAUACUAAAUGAUUGUCACAUUUUUAUGUAUAAGAAUAAUUUUGUUACAAUCUAAUAGGAGUAUAUCUUUUUUAAUAUAAUAUUAUGUAAAUAUCAAUGAACAGUGCUAAUGUUUUUCGAAAUUCAAAAAAUUGUUAUUUAACUUUAAACGUUAAUAUUCUUGUAAAGUCCAUAAAUAUUUGGCUGUGUAAUCAUUAACAAGACUGACCAAAAAUUUUUAUACUGUUCCUAAAUAUGCUUGUAACUCAAUAUUUGGUAUUUUUAUACCUAGUUUUUAUAAAGCACGAGGCGUUUUUUUAAUGUUCUAAUCAAAAUAUAUUUAUAUGAAAUAAAA
This is a messenger RNA of Danaus plexippus (monarch butterfly), 2047 nucleotides long. RefSeq lists its product as uncharacterized. Lineage: Eukaryota; Metazoa; Arthropoda; Insecta; Lepidoptera; Nymphalidae. The coding region runs from base 310 to 1260 and encodes 316 amino acids. The transcript is spliced from 9 exons. The record is from RefSeq and is a predicted model, not a curated record.